AUGGGGUCAACAUCUAUGUCUGUGGCCGUCAGAAAGAAGAUCUUGAAGACUUUGUUUGUCUCGCUGCUCCUUGACUUGAUAUCCUUCACCUUCAUCCUCCCCCUCUUUCCAUCAGUACUCAGUUACUACCGCGCCAAAGAUGAAGCUCCAAACAGCCUCUUGAAUGGCAUCUUUCACUACUUGAACGCGUAUAAAAACUCAUUCUCAAAGCCAAUCGACUCUCGCUAUGAUAUCAUUUUGCUUGGCGGGGCAUUUGGCUCGCUCUUCUCUCUUUUGCAAGCCCUGGCUGCACCAUUUAUCGGUCGAUUGUCAGAUAUCUAUGGUCGACGCCAAGCGAUGUUGUUGUCAAUGGCUGGUAAUAUCCUCAGUGUGUCACUGUGGGUUGGCGCAACGGAUUUCCGGACGUUCCUUGCGAGUCGCAUCGUUGGUGGGUUGACCGAAGGAAAUGUACAACUUGCCAAUGCGAUUGUGUCGGAUAUUAGUGAUGAAAGUCAACGUGGGUCUGCGAUGGCUCUUGUCGGCGCAUGCUUUAGUAUUGCCUUUACUUGUGGUCCUAUGCUCGGUGCCGCGCUGUCUACAAUUGACAUGAUGGCUUCGAACAAAUUUGCCGUUGCGGCGGGUGUGUCUCUGCUUUUGGUCGUUGCCGAGACGCUCUACAUUUAUGUUUUUUUGCCGGAGACUCAUCUGCAACUGCGGAACCUACCAGGUGCCAGUGAUGACACUGCCGAAAAGAGCAAUGGACAACCGAAAACAAACGGCGUGGCCUCCAUGGAUGGACAUUCUAAGCCUCUGAUGAACGGGCACACCAAAAACGCCAAAGCAAAGGGCGAGACCAACAAUUUGACCGUCUUGAAGAUCACCCAUUUCCUAUUCCUGAUUUCCUUCUCCGGCCUGGAAUUCUCGCUCCCAACAGCAUAUCCAUCCGCCUUGAAUGUGAUUCGAGUCGGAGUCAUCUCGUGCGCCCUAUCAUUUUUCCUGCUUGCGCAAGCCUCCUUGAUCACGGGGCUUUAUAGCGCUGGAGCGUUGCUCGCCGCGACAUCGGCGACGGUGGUGAUGAAUAUCAACAGUCUUGGUAGCUUAGAGGCACGGGAAGCUGAGCGUGGGGCCGUCCUUGGCCAUCUUCGAAGCUGGGGACAGGUUGGUCGGGCUUUGGGGCCGAUGCUGUUUUGCUCGUUGUUUUGGUGGGCUGGAAGAGAGGUUGCAUAUACCACGGGAGGUGCGAUGAUGGUUGGAGUUGGCGUGAUUGUCUUUGGUUUACUUCGUUCUCCUGUAAGGACAUCAUCCAGGGCUUAA
Penicillium subrubescens is the source of this 1293-nucleotide messenger RNA. RefSeq lists its product as uncharacterized. The coding region runs from base 1 to 1293 and encodes 430 amino acids. Gene Ontology annotation, cellular component: brush border membrane. Gene Ontology annotation, biological process: transmembrane transport. The transcript has 4 exons. NCBI's taxonomy places the organism in Eukaryota, Fungi, Ascomycota, Eurotiomycetes, Eurotiales, Aspergillaceae. Gene Ontology annotation, molecular function: transmembrane transporter activity. The record is from RefSeq and is a predicted model, not a curated record.